Salvelinus namaycush (lake trout) is the source of this 1612-nucleotide messenger RNA. RefSeq lists its product as uncharacterized. Lineage: Eukaryota; Metazoa; Chordata; Actinopteri; Salmoniformes; Salmonidae. The transcript is spliced from 3 exons. Bases 415 to 1149 code for a protein of 244 amino acids. The record is from RefSeq and is a predicted model, not a curated record.
UCCAAUAGACCAGUAUGGGUUGAAGGGAGGUUCGGUAUGUCUGGCUGUUGCAGAACCCCCUGAUCAACUAAAAGGAAUUAUAUGGAAGUUCCAAAAGGAUGUAAUAGUGGAUGAUAAAGACAUCUCUCCUAAAUACAAGGAGAAGGUAGAUUAUAACCCAGUGAACCAAACUCUGUGCAUUAAGAAUCUGACGGACACAGACAGUGGAAUUUACAUUGCAAAUGCAAAGAAAAUAGAUUGGACAGAUUCAACGUCUUCAUACAAACUUAAGAUGUUGGGUGAGUUUAGUGAUUUUGUUGUGUUUUGGUAGUCUGCUAUGUGUUUCUGUUUUGCUUGGAAAAGCUCAUCUCAAUUAAAGUGUCUUCACCAGUCAUACAUGUAAAAUGUGUUGUAGAAGCUGUUCCCAUUCCAGCCAUGCAGGUGACAUACUACAACUCAAGUACAGGACUUUGUAACAUCACAGUGAAUUGUUCAGGCUGGAAGUUUUCUGUCUGUGAUGGAGGUCAGUGCCCACUGUACCAGGAUUCUCUGUCAGUCUCUGAGGUCAACAUCACCGUCUCAAGUGGUAAUGGAUUCAUCCAGUGUAUCGUCAACAAUCAUGUCAGCACAGAGACCAAAUCACAACGCAUGAAGGACAUAUGUAUUGGUGAGAAGAAGGGGAUCGCUGCAGCAUCACUAGUUGGCAUCAUUGUGGGCAUUGUUACUGGUGGAUUAUUCUUAGUUGGUGUAGGAUGCAUCAUAUCAACCAGAAGAAGGCGAUCCCCUAAAGAAAUAUUGCUACUGAAGGCCGUUGUUCCAGAAGUUGACAACCCAGUGAGCACUAUACCAGGAAGACCAGAACUACAUAACACCCCUGGAUCUGAGGUGACAUCUAUCUACGUUACUGCAGGGAGACCAGGAGCAGUACCAGCAUCAGCAGAAGGAGAAGAGGGGCAUCCAGGGGACAAGGAGUACACUUCACCAGAAGAGAGGAAAGAACCACAGUCCUCCCCACAGGCAGACACAUUCUACAGCACCCUACAGAUACCAGCUGCAGCACAGCGCCACCCAGUGGGCAAAGGAAAUAAUCUAAAGAAACCAGACACGGUGUACUGCACAAUAGGAGAUUACCCCUCCAUCCUUCUCAGAGACCCACUGAUGUUACAUUGAUUAAGAUUUAACCCAUAGACCCAGGUACAGAAUGCAAACACAGGGGAAAUUAUGAAGGAGAGAGAAUCGUGAUAAUGGCUUUUUACAUUUGUUGUCUAAUUUCAUCCAUAUUUAAAGUGGCAAUCUGCAAUUCCUACGUACUUUUGAAUUAAUUGUAUAUAACUAUUGAUCCAUGCAGAAUACAACAUAUGCUUGUUUAACUCCAUUGUUUGUAAAAACUGUAUUUGUAAAACAAUUGGUGGCAGGGUACCCGAGUUGUUAUUAGUUAGACUGCAGAUUUCCCCUUUAGCGAUAGAAAGUAUGUAAAACAGUCUUAUUGUCUGUAAACGAAAAUGAAAACAUGCAGAUUAAUACAGUAGUGCUAUACAUGCUUUAAAAAAGUGUUUAUAUACAAAUCAGCUGUUUGAAAAUGGGAAGCCCAUCCAUUCAAUCAAUCAAAUCGAGCAAUCAAUCAAUAAAUACA